GCCGGGUGGGGGUUUUGGGUGGGGCCUACGGACCCUCCUUUUCUUGGCGGGGAUCAGGCGUGCGGUCCCGGUCCCCGUAAUGUACGGAGGAAGAGGGAAAGGGCUGCAGCCCUCUCGGCGUCAUGUCUUCGGUGCCGGUGGCUUCCAGUCCGCCGGUUCUAUCCUCAGGCGCCGGGACACGGAGCUCCAAGGAGGAGGGCAGCACCGAGGUGCAGCGGGCUCUUCUUCCCUGGGAUGCUCACGCCUUCUUCGGUUUCAGGUCUGUGGAGACGCCCCAGGAGCCGGACCUGCCGUAUCGCCUCGUCUCCACUUGCCGUUGCAACCAAUAAAGGCCUUUCGCACCGUGAUGGUCGCGCUGCGCCGAACCUUCCACGUGGUGACCCUGGCGGCGGGGGCGCGCCGUGCGUUGACGGGCUCCCUGGCUGGUAGCUGCCUGGCAGACCGCUGCCUCUGGGAUAAGCUCCAUGCCCAGCCCCGUCUGGGCAGCGACCCCACCUUCGACUGGUUCUUUGGAUACGAGGAAGCCCAGGGGCUCCUACUGCCGCUGCUGCAGGAGGCACGGGCUGCCUGUCCACUUCGGGUGUUGGAUGUGGGCUGUGGGACCUCAAGCCUGUGUACAGGCCUCUACACCAAGUGCCCGCACCCCGUGGAUGUGCUUGGGGUGGACUUCUCUCCUGUGGCUGUGGCCCACAUGAACAGCCUCCUGGAAUGUGGCCAAGGCCAAACACCCCUGUGCCCUGGGCACCCUGCCUCCCACCUCCACUUCAUGCAGGCUGACGCCCAGAACCUAGAGCCAGUGGCUUCCUCAGGCUCCUUCCAGCUAGUGCUAGACAAGGGCACCUGGGAUGCUGUUGCCCGGGGUGGUCUGCCUGGAGCUUACCAGCUGUUGUCAGAAUGCCUGAGGAUCCUGAGCCCCCAGGGGACCCUGAUUCAGUUCUCAGAUGAGGACCCUGAGGUGCGGCUGCCCUGCCUGGAGCAACGGUCCCAAGGCCGGACUGUGACUGUGCAGGAGCUAGGCCCUUUCAGGGGCAUCACCUACUUUGCUUACUUGGUUCAAGCCUCUGAUUAAAGACUUUAGUCCUGA
Messenger RNA from Equus caballus (horse), 1084 nucleotides. RefSeq names its product citrate synthase lysine methyltransferase (gene CSKMT). Lineage: Eukaryota; Metazoa; Chordata; Mammalia; Perissodactyla; Equidae. The record is from RefSeq and is a predicted model, not a curated record.